CAAGUCAAAGGGCGUGACAGAUGACACACAGCUCGAACAACAUGUUACGCCGGGAGUUAUCAUUUAUUUUACUCUUAAUAUUUUUUUUACAAGUUAAUUGUGAGGUUUGUGAAGACGGAGAUGAAGAUUGUGAAGCAAAUGAGACAGUAGAUGAUAAAUAUAGUAAAGCUGCUCAAUGGAAGCCUUAUUUAGAUGCCAUCAAGACUGCGGUGGAUAAUUACAAGCCUUGCAAUCAAGAUGAUUGCACCUGCCACAUUGAUGUUCUUGAGAAAGAUAUGGAGGUAUGGAAAAAUAAAGGUGGAAUCACACAGAAAGAUUUUGAAGAUGCCAAACAAUUUGGUACUCAUUACCAAAUCAUCAACCACAAGAUGUACCGGGAAGAUAAAUGCAUGUUUCCUGCGAGGUGUAGUGGAAUAGAACAUUUCAUCCUCAAGAUAAUUAAGAAGCUUCCAGAUUUAGAGUUCAUCCUCAACCCUAGAGAUUGGCCUCAGAGUCCUAAAUAUACCAAAGCCAGACCAGUCCUCUCAUUCAGUAAGGUGGAGACCCAGCAUUGGGACAUCAUGUAUCCAGCCUGGACUUUCUGGGAAGGUGGACCAGCAGUAUGGCCAAUAUUUCCUACCGGCCUAGGAAGAUGGGAUUUGUUUCGGGAAUCUUUAGAUAAAGAAGCUAAGAAGCUUCCAUGGGAUAAGAAAGAAACCAAGGCAUUCUUCAGGGGUUCUAGAACUAGUGCAGAGCGUGACCCUCUUGUGCGGUUAUCUCAAAAAGAACCUGACCUGGUUGAUGCUCUUUAUACAAAGAAUCAAGCUUGGAAAUCAGAUGCUGAUACACUACAUCUACCACCUGCUAAAGAAGUAACACUAGAAGAACAUUGUAAAUAUAAGUAUCUUUUCAACUUCCGUGGUGUGGCUGCUAGUUUCCGAUUUAAACACCUGUUUUUGUGCGGUUCUCUCGUUUUUCAUGUCGGCAACGAAUGGCUAGAAUUUUUCUACCCGGCUAUUAAGCCUUGGGUUCAUUACAUCCCAGUUAAACAGGAUCUAUCAGAUGUAAAACAACUUAUUGAAUUUGCCAAAGCUAAUGAAGAUGUUGUGAAAGAAAUUACUAAGAGGGGACGAGAUUUUAUAUGGGACCAUCUCCGUAUGGAGGAUGUUCAGUGUUACUGGUUGAAACUCCUCAAAGCAUAUGCAAAACAAGCACAAUGGAAACCUAAAAGGGUUAAAGGUUACCAACAAAUAACUCCAAAGGAUUAGGUUUUCAUUCAUUAUCAGCCAUCUAGUAGUUUCACUUGGGUAUGUGUAUGUCAAAGGUCAAGGCAUAAAUUAAUCCAGCUACAAGACAUAAAAAGAAAUUAUUCACACCUUCAUUACAUACUCUGUGUUUGGCUAUGUUAUUUUAUUUCUGAUCUUUGACAUAGGCAUGCACACUUUGAACUAUGAGUACAGGAUGGGUUAUUUUUUUAUUCAUUUCACAUUAUUGUUUUGUUGAAGAAUUGUUUUUUGUUUUAUAUAUCUAUUUGUUAUGAUUAUUUUCUUAUUUUUUAUUAUGUAUUCAAGUUCUGUUUUAUUCUCAAAUUUUACUUUUUUAAUUUUUUUUUAAUUAGUCUUGAUAUCUCAUUGAAAUGCACCCUGAGAUGUGAUUAUAGGGCACUAAAAAUGCCUUGAUUAGUUUACUAAGUGUGUACUUAAUGUUGUGCUCUUUCCCAGCCUGGCAGGUAUAGCAAAGGUAUAAGAAAUUUACCAGGGAUAUGAAGACAGUGAUGAUCCUCAUUGUAUUUAACAAGUAAUACAUUUUUGUUUUUUACUAUGCUAAUUUCCUAUACCAACACUGUAUUUCUGCUUGCCGGACUGUUUAUUCAGUAAUGUGUUAGGUUCAUGUACCUAUUGCAUCAAUGGAUUUGUAGCAAGCAGACAUAUUUUACUUUACUUUUUAAAUGAAGAAAUUGUUGUAGCGAAAAAAAAAAUGAAUUUAAAAAAUAAUUACUGCAAAAUGAUAACAUUCCCAUAGAUAGGUUUUUUAGGAAGAAAAAUAAAUUGGUGAAAAGUGAUAUUUUUGUAUUCUAUUUAUGACUUGUUCAAAGAAUUUUGCUUAGUAUUGGGCUUCUGUAGUGUAGUUAGUUAUCACAGGGUAAAUAGGGUAAGCACUUGGAAAUUUAGUUACGAUGCAGAGCUAAUUAGAAAUACUGACUAUCGGUACUUAAAGUCAUUAAGAAUUUUAAAAUUCAAUUCAGCUUCUGGUUUAAUCAGUUUCUGAUAUAUAAUACAGAAGUAAUAGUAACAAUCGUAAUAAUAAUAAUACAUAAUAUUAUUCGAUACUGUAGUUCUUUGUCCUGGGGCGAAUGCAGGAGGGAGGGGGGUGCAGACGGUGCAUUUGCACCCUUGAAUUGUAUUAAGAAAAAUAAUUGUUGUAUUGUUGAUAUGAAUUACCGGUAAGAUUUUUAAGGUAUGACAGUGCAUAUUCUAAAAAUUUUCAAACCUCAUCCCCAAUCAUUGUGGGACUGAGGUGGUGUGGACUCUCAUACACCCUCGUCACCAAAUCUGCAUCCGCCCCAGCUGUCUACUAGCCCACCUUCAUGAAUAUGAAGUAGGGUCAAGUUAGGGGCUCAUACCUGUGAAACAAUUGUGUGGCUGCACUCACAAUACUUGAGGCUUAGAUACGAUUAGUUAUGUUAUAAACUUAUAUUUCAAUAGCAUUUUGAUGCAAUGUAUUUUGUACUUGGUUCAUUAUACUCUCAGAUUUGUUGUCUGGGGGACAUACAGUGUAGACCUUCAAUCCCAGCAUUUUGAAACCAGGGAAGGGGGGGACGGAACAUUUUACAUGAAAAUUACUCAAGUGAGCUAAUAUUCAAGGAACUUUGGAACUACUCUAAUGAAGAAAACUAGUGGUAUCAUAGCACUCAACGAGGGUGGAUCCAGAGAUGAUGUUGUUAGAUGGAGAAACAACACUGCCCUAAUUUUUGUUUUCUAGAUGCCUGGAAAUAACCUCUGAGGCAUUUUGGGCAAUCAAUAAUUUCUUUAUUUUUUUCAAAUUUCUGUUUACUUUCCAAAAGUCAUGCCAGGGCCAGCCAGCCUCCCUCUACAUCUUUCCUGUUCAGUUAAAGGGGCUUACAUUAUGCUCCCUUCACAGAGAAAUUUUUGCCAAUGAUGAAUUCAAUAUGAUUAGCGUAUUAACUCUGAUUUACAGUAUAUAGUUUUUUUCUGAGAACUUUCUGUUGUUGGAUGUUUGAAUAUGGUGUUGGUCUGAGCCACGUUUCUGUGAGAAUAUCCUAUUACCAUCAUUGUUGAAUUCAAAAAGUUCAACUAUGCCGGCUUUCCAAUACUGUUACAUUAAGUAAUAGACAAAAGGCGUCAUCAAUUCUGUACAUUACAACCUCCUUAAUGCCAGUGAAAAAUUUGGUCUACGCUUAAAAUCAAUGCAUGACUCGAAAUAUUCCCAAGGGGGUGGAGGAAAUUGUACUGUGUUUAUGAUUAUUGCUGUUUCUAAUCAUCGUUGGAAGCGUUAUAUAUACAGUACAGUAAAUUUAAAUUGUUGGGAGAACAUUUUAUGUUCAAUGUGUGUUUAUGCGGAUUCGAAGAUGAUGUUUGCCCUACCUGAUAUGUUAUCGUACUGAAUGCUUAGUACAUUCCAAAUUGCUUGUGAAAAAAAUCUCACAAGUUAGUGAUUCAGGUGGGAAUCAAACCUAUGACCUCCAGAUAUGCUUGCCUGGUGUCUUAACCACUAGACCACCAAGCUUGCAUUUGGCUAGUGAUGAAUCCCCAAGUAGCAGCAGGAACUGCAAUGCUAUUCCAAUGGCAUUUAGCCUGAUUAUUAUCAGGCCUAGCUGUGUGCUUAUGAGACUUAACAUUGUAUAUGAUUGUUACUAGGUCCAAUAUACACCAUUGAUAAGUACUACAGCAUGAUAUGAAUAGCCAACAAUUGUGGUUAUGCAUUUGAACUUUUGUUUAUACAUUGUCAACAAGUGAGGUUCAUUCCAAUUGAAUUCAUUCUUAAAGAAUGUUUUACAUGUCUGUAGCACUGAUCUCUACUGUAUAGCUUGAUUUCUCAUCGGCCAGUCAUUGUACAGAAAAAAGUGAAUCCACUAAAACCAUCCAAUGAGCAAUCCAGCUAUUAUAGCAGAGAUCAGUGGUUUGUAGGUUUAUUUUUAUAUUUUUUAAUAUAUAUUGUUCACUCUUUAAAAAACUUUCAUGUUA
Messenger RNA from Anneissia japonica, 4184 nucleotides. RefSeq names its product protein O-glucosyltransferase 1-like. Gene Ontology annotation, molecular function: UDP-glucosyltransferase activity; UDP-xylosyltransferase activity. The transcript is spliced from 11 exons. Gene Ontology annotation, cellular component: endomembrane system. Gene Ontology annotation, biological process: protein O-linked glycosylation; positive regulation of Notch signaling pathway. Lineage: Eukaryota; Metazoa; Echinodermata; Crinoidea; Comatulida; Comatulidae. The record is from RefSeq and is a predicted model, not a curated record. The coding region runs from base 21 to 1247 and encodes 408 amino acids.